This is a messenger RNA of Notothenia coriiceps (black rockcod), 397 nucleotides long. RefSeq names its product kinesin-like protein KIF1C. The annotation marks the transcript as partial. Lineage: Eukaryota; Metazoa; Chordata; Actinopteri; Perciformes; Nototheniidae. The record is from RefSeq and is a predicted model, not a curated record. The transcript has 4 exons.
GAGCGGAGGCGGAGUCUGCAUCAGACGACUCCCCCAACGAGCUGAUGGAUGACGAAGAGGAGCCAAUCAGCAAAGAGGAGGCAGCGGAGAGACUGCUGGAGACGGAGAAGAUGAUCGCCGAGCUGAACGAGACGUGGGAGGAGAAACUGAGGAAGACCGAGUCCAUCCGUCUGGAGAGGGAGACGAUCCUGGCGGAGAUGGGCGUGUCCAUUAAAGAGGACGGCGGCACGCUGGGCGUCUUCUCCCCUAAAGGAACGCCUCACCUGGUGAACCUGAACGAGGACCCUCUGAUGUCCGAGUGUCUGCUGUACUACAUCAAGGAGGGCUUCACCAGGUACUGCUUUUUAUGUAUUAAUAUAUAACAUUUCAUUCAUUUACUCUGAGGGGUAUAGGGCGA